AUGGCAAAAGAAUGCGUCGAAGCAGCGGAAAACAUUGCACUUUGUGUUCAGCAUCAAAAGUCAAUCGUCGACGACGUUCUCACCGUCUCAAAACUGGACUCAAAUCUUCUCCGCAUCACGCCAAUACCCGCACAGCCAAUUAUAGUCGUCCAGAGAUCUAUGGCAAUGUUCCGUCCUGAAAUCCAGGCCAAGAAUAUCGACUUCAAAUUUGUUCCACAUCCCAGUGUUCGAGAUCUCGACAUUGACUGGGUGAUUCUUGACCCUGGUCGACUUCUUCAAAUCAUCGUCAAUCUCAUCACCAAUGCCAUCAAGUUCACCAUGGAGUCCCAAAUCCGCUCAAUCACGGUCCACAUUUCUGCUCAUGCGGAAUGGCCAGACUUUGAUAUCCCAGAAGGAUUCACAUUUGUUCCACCACGAGAUAUCGUAACUGAGUUCGGGAGUGGUGAGGGCUGGGGCUCAGGCUCGUUCGUCUAUCUCCAGUUCCAGGUUCAGGACACAGGUUGCGGACUUUCGCCUCAGCAGAUGUCCCUCUUGUUCGAGAAAUUUGCCCAAGCUUCUCCUCGAACACACAUGCGAUACGGCGGUAGUGGCCUCGGACUCUUUAUCUCGCGCCAACUUGCUGAACUUCACGGAGGUCAGAUCGGUGUUUCUUCUAAAGCUGGUGUCGGCAGUACCUUUGGAUUCUAUUUGAAGUGCAAGCGCAUGAUUGCUCAGAAACCUACUCUAUCGCGUGACACAUUCAAACACGCCCUCGAAAUCGACCACGCGGUGAAGGCACGGGAAAUAAAAAAAGCAACUAUAUCCCUGAUCUCCGCCGCGACUGCAGCAGGAAAAGAUGAAUAUUCUGUCGACAUGGAUAUACCACAGUUCAUCAAUGAAAAAAUGGACGAAGCCAAAGAUGACCAGCUUCAUGUUCUUGUCGUUGAAGAUAAUCUAGUGAACCAAAAGGUGCUAGUCAAACAACUCAUGAAAGCAGGCUGCGUUACCAGCACUGCCGACAACGGCGUCUGGGCGUUGAAGCAUCUUGUCAAAACAAAAUUCUGCGUUACCGAUGGGAUACCACUUGACAUCAUUCUCAUAGAUUGCGAGAUGCCAGAGAUGGAUGGCCUGACAUGUUGCAGAAAGAUACGACAGAUGGAGCAACGGAAAGAGGUGUCGAAGCAUAUUCCGAUUAUAGCGGUUACUGCGAAUAUAAGAGGCGGGCAGAUAGACAAUGCAAGAGAUGCAGGUAUGGAUGAUGUUGUUGGGAAGCCAUUCAGAAUCCCGGACUUGUUGGCGAAGAUGCGGGAGCUAUUGAAGAAGAUUGAGAAGUGA
This is a messenger RNA of Alternaria arborescens, 1314 nucleotides long. RefSeq lists its product as hypothetical. Gene Ontology annotation, molecular function: transferase activity, transferring phosphorus-containing groups. NCBI's taxonomy places the organism in Eukaryota, Fungi, Ascomycota, Dothideomycetes, Pleosporales, Pleosporaceae. Bases 1 to 1314 code for a protein of 437 amino acids. The transcript has 4 exons. The record is from RefSeq and is a predicted model, not a curated record. Gene Ontology annotation, biological process: phosphorylation; phosphorelay signal transduction system.